This is a messenger RNA of Grosmannia clavigera kw1407, 699 nucleotides long. RefSeq names its product gcn5-related n-acetyltransferase. Gene Ontology annotation, molecular function: acyltransferase activity, transferring groups other than amino-acyl groups. Lineage: Eukaryota; Fungi; Ascomycota; Sordariomycetes; Ophiostomatales; Ophiostomataceae. Bases 1 to 699 code for a protein of 232 amino acids. The record is from RefSeq and is a predicted model, not a curated record. The transcript is spliced from 3 exons.
AUGGCCAUCCAAAUCUUGCCUCUGACGGCGGCUAAUAUUCCGCAAGCCGUGGAGGUCAUACAGCAGGCAUUUGCAGAUGACCCCUACUUUCAAUGGGCUUUUGACUCGGCCACAUUUAACAAGGAGAGGAACUGCGCAUCUCUAUCGUCACGAUGCCACUGGGGCAUAUCAAAUGCCAUCUUCCACAUUGCCAGGGAAUCGAGUGAGGCGGGUGAGGACGAUGCGAAGACGUCCCGGGUCCUUGGAGUGUCGUGCUGGCUGCCUCCGCACUCAGCGGCCGAGGCUGAGGGCUGGUACUCGUGGCUUCAGUCCUGGACUCUCUCCUUCAAUCAGCUUCUCAACAACGUGCGCUAUCUAGGCCACGGAGGACUGCGCACAAAUAGGUACUGGAUCUGGAAAGACCGUCAGCGCGAGGCGCAGUCGCAGAUCUGGGACGAUCCUCGCGGCUAUUAUUUUUGCAAUAUUAUUGCCAUUCGCCCCGAGGCCCAAGGAAAGGGCAUCGGCCGACGGCUAUUUGAGGCCGUUGCCGAACAGACAGAUCGCGAAGGGAUGAAGUGCUACCUAGAGAGUUCAAAGCUCACGCCCAACACGGAGAUCUACGAACGGCUCGGGUUUCACAUGGCCAGAGAGAUGGAGUGUCGCGACGGGGAUGAUGUCUGCAUGUUGUAUUGCAUGGUGCGUGACCCGAAGUCGAACUGA